Molecule: messenger RNA, 970 nt
Organism: Cucurbita moschata (crookneck pumpkin)
Lineage: Eukaryota; Viridiplantae; Streptophyta; Magnoliopsida; Cucurbitales; Cucurbitaceae
Product: zinc finger A20 and AN1 domain-containing stress-associated protein 8-like
Exons: 2
Coding region: 264-785 (173 amino acids)
Molecular function (GO): zinc ion binding; DNA binding
Source: RefSeq, a predicted model, not a curated record
GUCGUAUCAAUCAGUACUCAACAGUUCUUCCUCCGGAGAAAUUUUGGCUUCGGAAAUGGAGAUGGCGCAUUACAUAUAGUUCUCUCUUUCUUCCUUCUUCUUCCGCUCUGGGUUUUCUUCAAGGGUUAGGGUUUCUAAUCCCCCUUUGUUUUCUUUCAAUUUCUCGAACGGAUCCUUAUCUUCGAGGAUUUUGGCUCUGUUCCUUGGUUGAGAACCCUUGUUUCUAAGGGUUUUUCGUCCCAUCAUAAGCGGAGAUUAAGAACAUGGAACAUGAUGAGGCAAGCUGUCAAGCUCCCCCUGAGGGUCCCCUUCUGUGCAUCAACAACUGUGGCUUCUUCGGAAGUGCAGCUACUAUGAAUAUGUGUUCUAAGUGCCACAGGGAUUUGAUGUUGAAACAAGAUCAGGCUAAACUGAGUGCGUCAACUCUUGGAAGUAUCAUGAAUGGAUCGUCUAGUUCUAACCGAAAUGAGCCCUUUGUCACCGCAGGUGUCGUCGAUGAGCCAGUUAGUUUGGUGGAGCCUAAGAUCUCCUCAAUGCAGGCAUCUCCUGUGGUUGUUUCAGAAGGGAGCAGUGGAGUGAAGCCAAAGGACAGACCUAAACGUUGCAACAAUUGCAACAAGCGAGUUGGAUUAAUGGGAUUCGACUGUCGAUGUGGUAACGUCUUCUGUGCCAUUCAUCGUUACUCCGACAAACAUGACUGCCCUUUCGAUUAUCAUACUUCUGCACAGGAUGCGAUUGCUAAAGCCAACCCCAUUGUGAAGGCAGAGAAGCUCGAUAAGAUCUAGCGCAAAUCAAGCUAAAGGGCUGGAUGGAACCUUUUAAUGCGUCGAUCAUCGACAUCAUCACCUAGAUGAUUUCUGCUUUGCUUCAUGCAUAUCUUGUAACCUGUUGUGUAUUGUUAUAUUUGAAAGAGGUAUGGCAAAACCAUGGCAUCUUUGCAGUUUGAAGAAAGUGUAGGAAUCGGUAUUUU